GCUAUCAAAAACUCCCUUAGCUUUAACAUGGUCACGGCUUAUUCAAUUAACUUCAAAUUGCCUCUCAAUAGUCAUUGAACUUUCGAUCAUUGCACCACACACAACACUCACCAAAUUCCAUUACCAUCAAAGCUGACGUGGUGGAUGGAAAACACACGUGGAGGGUGACAGUCGUUUCAAGUUCGACAACUCACAGAACUCAUUCACCUCACCUGAAAGCACGCACACAAAACAGGACAUUUCGCUCCAAAUCAUUCUCAUUCCAAAUUCAAUUAAAAUUCCCCAAAUCCAUUCUCCUCCCCCACAACCCUAAAUCGCAUUCGAUUCCUUUGCUACCCCACGCUCCUGCUGAACGGAAGAGCACUUGCAUUGAUAUAUUCAAACCACUCACAUAGAGGGACCACAUGGAGGGUUAUUCAUAGAGCAUAGGUUUCACUUGAAAUGUGCAGUCUACUCUCAAAACGAGGAAGAUUUAAACUUUAUUACCUCUGUGAAUGAGUUGGAUUUGGAAGAUCACGAUGUCCUGUACAAUGAGAAUGUUACUGAAGGGAUCGAAGUAGGAGUUGAUGGGGAUGAUGAGCAAGACCCGGACUUCAUUGAUUCUGACAGGGAGUUAGAUGUAGAUGAUGAUGAUGAUGCUACGAUAUUCGAGUAUAGUGUAACAGAUGAUGAUGACCCUGACUUUGUUGCUUCUAAGAAUGAAUUGGACUUUCAAUAUAACAUAUUGUACGACUGUAAUGUGACAAAUGGGAUUGAAGUUGGUCUGAAUACAGAUGAUUUAGAACAUGACAACGAGUUAGGGAAUGCACAUCCAGUUGAAGAAGGGUUUGAAGUGGGUGAUGAAUUGGGGGUAUCUGUCUUCUGAAGAAUUGAUAUCUGGUGAUUCAUGAAACGAUGAGGUUUGCUGCAAGUUUCCAGAGUUUUUGGCCGAAACUCAAAUGAGCAAUCUGCAGUUCGAGGUGGGACAACUUUUCAUGGAUGUUGUAGAGUUCUGUAAAGCAGUAAGAAAUUAUGAUGCAGUAAAUGGCUAUAAUGUUAAAUUCAAGGCCAUUGAUGCGAAAGAGUUUUGGGCGUUUGCAAAGAUGGAUGCAAAUGGAGGAUUUGGGCAUUGUAUAUGGGUUACAAAAACGGGGUCCAAGUGCAAUCAUACAGUCUGGACCACACGUGCAGUCGACACCAAUACAACAGGAAUUGUAAUUAAUAUUUCUUGGUGCAAUGUUAUAUUAACCAAUUAAAGGCUGACCCAAAUUGGAAAAGAAGGAACAUACUUGCCACGGUUAAAGAAGACCUAAAGACUUAGAUUAGUAGGAACAUUGCUUGGAAGAUGAGGAGAUGUGCAAACAAAUUGUUGAAUAGAACUAGUGAGGAUUAGUUUGUGGCGUAAAGGUGCUAUGGUUCUGAAAUUUUAUGUACAAAUCCUGGGUCAACUGUCGUUAUAGCGACCAAUACUCAACAUAUAUUCCAUGGGAUUUACGUUUGCUUCAAGGCUUGAAAAACAGGUUUUGUAGACGGUUAUAGGAGGGUUAUUGGAGUUGAUGGGUGCCAUUUGUGUGGAAUCUUUGGUUAUAUACUGCUUACUACUGUUGGACACAAUGCCAACGAUUGUAUAUACCUUGUUGCUUAUGUUGUUGUUAAGAAAGAAAACAUGCUAGCAUGGCGAUGGUUCAUGAAAUAUCUUUCUAAUGAUAUUCAAAUUGGUAGUGGCGACCAAUGGACAUUUAUGACUGAUCGACAAAAAGGUCUCCAAAAUGUCAUAAAUGAAAUGUUCCCUGAGGUCGAGCGUAGAUUUUGUGUACACACAUGUACACCAACUACUUCACAGCAGGGUAUAAGGGCAAAACUUUGAGGGACUUUCUAUGGAAAGCUGCAAAGUCAACAAUGGUUGUUGACUUUAUGCAUUGGAUGUGUCAGAUUCGUAAUGUAAGUUAAAGAGUAUAUGGAUGGUUGAUGGAAAGACCUGCACAAGAGUAGAGUGAGUCUCAUUUCUUGGUGUUCACAAAGUGUGGCAUCUUACUAAACAAUGGCUGCGAGGUGUUCAAUAAGAUAUUGUUGGAAGAUCGAAAGAAGCUUAGUCUAUCAAUGCAAUCGACGUUUAUGACUAGAAUACUGAAACAAUGAGAUAUGAUGUAGAGAUACAAUUGCAAGUUGUGUCCAGAGAUUAUAAAACGUGUUGAUAAACUUGUGGAGGCUUCAAGAGAAUGCAUACUAUAUCUGUUGCAAGGUCCUAAAUGGCAGGUUGAUUGCAGCAAUGGGACAUACAUUGUUGACCUUGAGGAGAAAACUUGUGCUUGUAGAAGAUGGAAGUUGACUAGAAUUCCUUGCAUUCAUGCAAUAGCAGUGAUAUGGAAUGUAGAAAUGAACCGGAAGAUUUUGUUGACAAUUACCACAUUGUUGACUCAUACUUACGUAGCUACAACAACAUCCUAAACCCAAUUAACAGCAGGAUGCUAUGGUUCCACCAAAGUGGGAAAAUACUGUGAAGGGCAAGAGGCAGACAGAGAGGAUAAAAUUGGUAGAAAAGAUGAUUGUACAUUUAUAAAGGAAAUCAUAUGUGAGGAAGAAGGGUCAAGUUUCAAUGACGUGUUCCAUUUGCGGGCUACAUGGACAUUACAAACGUUACCACGACAAGAAAGAUGUACCAAAUAAUAAUUGGUUUGAAGGAGAGAUAGAACCUGUUGAAUUCCCAAGCUCGCGUGAUGUCACUCCAACGGGAAAAUUGGCUCCAAUAAGGAGAAGAAAAGCAUCGUCGAGCCAUGCAUCAACCAUAGUUGGAAAUACUACCCAGUCCAUGGACUCUAGGGUAGAGGUUCAGGAAAAUGUGACAUUGGAAGAUACAGCUGUUGAUUUCCAACAACUUAACGAAAGCGAGUCUUCACAAUUACGGGCUGCCAGAGUUGAAGCUUGUUGAAACUCCAAGAUCACCGUUGCUACUUCUAAACGCCGUGACUGAUGAUUUGGGAUUUCGAUCAACUACUUUUACUUUUGGAUGACUUUAAUGUUAGUUUUCUAUUUAAUGGCGUAUGUUUUUUGAGAGAUCAAACUCAAAAUGAUACUCAGGAAUUUGAAAAUGCAGUGCCGUUCAAUUUUUUUAUGAAACCUGUGAUGAGCAAACUUGAUUCUUAAGUGAAUUACAGCGAUGUUGAAUGUUA
Olea europaea var. sylvestris is the source of this 3149-nucleotide messenger RNA. RefSeq lists its product as uncharacterized. Bases 2576 to 2908 code for a protein of 110 amino acids. The record is from RefSeq and is a predicted model, not a curated record. NCBI's taxonomy places the organism in Eukaryota, Viridiplantae, Streptophyta, Magnoliopsida, Lamiales, Oleaceae. The transcript is spliced from 4 exons.